AUGGUCCCCACCAUACCGUAUGAAUUGCACCCUGGGAUCCUGGAGCACAUCCCGCCAAGUCCGCAGACAAUCGCCCACGCCUCCGUCGUUUGCAAAGCAUGGCGCCGCAUAGUGGAUGCUCCUGGUUUCCUCCACCGGUGCCAUGCACGCCAUGUUGUACCAGUGGUCAUGGGAUUCUUCCACAACUCCAAUACACUUCCCCGCCCGUUCGUACAGAUCAACGACACCACUAGCUUAUCCUUUCGUUUUCCUAAUGAUGGCAAUUACUCAUGGACGUUUAUGGAUUGCCGUCACGGCCGUGUCCUCCUCCGUAACGGCCGUUGGUUCCUCGUGUGGCACCCAAUGACUGGCCACUACCGCCUAAUCAAUGCCGAAUCUAGUCGCUGGGAGGAGUACACCGAGAAGAAUAGCAAUGCUGCAUUGCUCUGUGUGGUUGAUGACAACGAUGGCCACCAAGUUUGCUGCCAACAACCCACAAGUCCAUUUCGUGUGGCCCUUGUCCACAAUGAUUCUCAGGGUCGUGUUCAUGCCGGCGUCUACUCCUCACUUACUGGCCAGUGGAGCCUGCCGCCCACGCCGGUGGAUCUCCCGUUGUUGUGUGACAUCCGUGUGGAGCCAUGUGUCAUCAUCUUUAACACUAUGUACCAACCUCUCAAUGACUACCAUGUGUUGGCCUACGACAUGGACAAGAGCACUCUCACUGUGUUCGAGCGGCCGAAUGGAGGAAAUGCCCGUCUAAUGAAGGUUGAUGGUGGUGGACGACUCGGCCUUGCCUCCGUGGAGGACCUCACAUUGCGUAUGUGGGCUCGGGGAGCCUACAAUGGUUGGGUACUACGCACCUCGGUUGAUCUGGGGGAGGCCAUUGCAUGCUUGUCAAAGGUCACAUUACCUAAGGUAGACUCUAGCUUCCUGAUGAUGCCGCGGGUGAAGAUCAUCGGGAGCACCGAGGAGGGAGACGCGCUAUUUUUGUGGACCAUGGUCGGUAUAUUCAUUCUAUGUCCUAAAACCAUGGAGUUCAAGAAGGUGCAUGAGGCCGUUAAGGACAUGGAGAUUGUGUACCCAUAUACUGCCUUCCCCACUGCUGCCAGCUGGUAA
Molecule: messenger RNA, 1095 nt
Organism: Triticum turgidum subsp. durum (durum wheat)
Lineage: Eukaryota; Viridiplantae; Streptophyta; Magnoliopsida; Poales; Poaceae
Source: the annotation of a GenBank genome assembly